AUGACAGCACCAAAUGGAGUUGGCAUAGGAUCGCUUGACAACACGUAUCGUAGCACUGAUCAAAUGAAGGAGGCCGUGCUGCUACCCUCUUCUCCAACUUCUUCACGCUCUCGAGUCUGGAUGACAUGGAAUCCUACCAUUCAUAAUCAGAAGGAUGACUCCAGCUUCAAAGUGACCCAAAAGCUGGAACUUGGAAGUGUUAUCGUUUCACAAGGUGAUCACAAUGAACUUUUGGAGCAAUCAGCUUCUCUCGAGACUCAAAAUCUCCCCCAAGUAUCUCCCACUACCACAAAAGUAGAACUGCUAAAGCGGACGCUAAGUGAAGACGAAACUGCCGACAUCAAUGAACACCAGGAGGAGAGGAAAGGAGAAACGGAGAAUAGUCCAUUACUUAAGCACGCAGCCGUUCAAGCAGAAAGCUGUAGAGACAGUCUUCGGACUUCAAAAUUGCCCUACCAGCGUGGAACUCGGCCGUUAGCGCCAAAUUCUAGUCUUUCUAAAGGGGCCGUAAAAUCUCUUCUUGCGGUUAGAGCAGUUCAAAGCAAUGGCACACAAAAUAGAAACUCCCGCUUCACGAGGUUGAGGAGAAAAUGGGUACGCGAGUUCAUGAAUAAAAGGUAA
Protopolystoma xenopodis is the source of this 621-nucleotide messenger RNA. The record is from the annotation of a GenBank genome assembly. Lineage: Eukaryota; Metazoa; Platyhelminthes; Monogenea; Polystomatidea; Polystomatidae.